CGGGCCCGGACGGGAUAUGGAGCAGCGCGAGGGGGGCUGAGCGGUUUCCAAGAUGCUGCAGGUGCCGCUGCCGCUGGAUCGGGACGGGAUCCUGUUCCGGCUGCGUUUCACCACGCUGGCCCUCGGGACUGUGUUCUGCCCCCUCUUUGGGUUCCUCUUCUGUGUCAUCUGGUCUCUGCUCUUCAACUUCCGUGAGACGACUGCGACCCACUGUGGGGUGCCCAACUACCUGCCGUCCAUCAGCGCGGCCAUCGGGGGCGAGACGCCGCAGCGCUACGUGUGGCGCCUGUGCAUCGGCCUGCACUCGGCCCCCCGUGUCCUCGUGGCUGUGGCCUACUGGAACCACUACCAGAGCUGCCACUGCCCCCACCCCCGCUACCUGCGCCUGUGCCACGUCACCCUGCUGCUCAACCUGCUCGAGAACUUCGCCCUCCUCAUCCUCACCUACGUGUCCUCCACCGAAAACUAUGCAAUCCAUGAAAAUGCCUUCAUUGUGUUCAUCACAUCGGCCCUGGGCCACAUGCUGCUCACCUGCAUCCUCUGGAGAAUGACUAAGAAACACACAGUAAGUCCCGAGGAGCGCAAGUCGUACAAGUGGAAGCAGCUGCUCUUCUUCUUCACCUUCAUCACGUUCGCGUUCGCCGUGUGCGUUUACUUCCACCACAACUGGUACUGCGGCCCUGGAGUGUACACUGUCUUCGCCUUCCUGGAGUACCUGGUUGUCCUUUCCAACAUGGCCUUCCACAUGACUGCCUUCUGGGACUUCGGCAACAAGGAGCUGGUGGUGAGCUCGCUGCUGGAGGACAAGCACUUCUAGCCAGCCCCGCCCUGGGGGCUCCUCUUCCCUGUCCUGCCGGGGUGUUUGCUGUGGAGCUGCUGCCAGGAUCAUCCCGAGAUCCCAGGAGUGUCUGUCCCUAGCUGCACCUGCAGCUCUCAUCCAGGGAGGCUGUGGGUUCUUCCCAGGGAACCCCUGUCCUGAC
This is a messenger RNA of Sturnus vulgaris (Common starling), 980 nucleotides long. RefSeq names its product post-GPI attachment to proteins 2 (gene PGAP2). Gene Ontology annotation, cellular component: endoplasmic reticulum membrane; Golgi membrane. NCBI's taxonomy places the organism in Eukaryota, Metazoa, Chordata, Aves, Passeriformes, Sturnidae. The record is from RefSeq and is a predicted model, not a curated record. Gene Ontology annotation, biological process: GPI anchor biosynthetic process.